This is a messenger RNA of Diceros bicornis minor, 818 nucleotides long. Its product is annotated as oocyte-secreted protein 3-like. NCBI's taxonomy places the organism in Eukaryota, Metazoa, Chordata, Mammalia, Perissodactyla, Rhinocerotidae. The transcript has 5 exons. The record is from RefSeq and is a predicted model, not a curated record. The coding region runs from base 1 to 654 and encodes 217 amino acids.
AUGAGCGCCCUAAUAAAGACAUGGACCUCUGCUCCUCCACCAAAUGAAGAGGCUCAAGGAGAUGCCACUGUGGUUCCUUCUCAUGUAAAAGUUCUGAGUGCUGUGCAAGUUGAUUCUGGCCAUUCUGAGACUGCCAGGGACGAAAGGGGACUGUUUGAGAGAGUGUUGGUGGAAUGUAGCCGUUUUCAUUUCCGUGCUAUUGCCAAAAGAGCACUAUUUUAUAGAGAUGAAUUAGUAGGCCUUGACGAAUUACUUCUGGGGACUGGCUGUCAGGCAAUUCGAGUGCGACCAGAUGAACUUGAAUUUCAUUAUCCUGUUAAUCUCUGUGGAAUUGUCACACAGGUCUUCUUUGAUGGAACUGUCAUUUACUCUUGGCUUACCUACACACCAAAGGAUAGGUUCAUCUCUGCUGAACUUCGUUUGGAGUGUACGGUUCCCAGCCUCUAUGCCUCACCUGAUGAUUCUAACAACACCGAGAUGAGCAAUGUCUUCAUCGUAGCACCACCUGCUGAACACUGGUUCUUGAUAGAGUACAGAUACUGUGUGAGAUGUGGCUAUGCCCACUUCAGAGAAUCUUGGUCAACACCAUUUUAUGGACCACGCAAUUACUCGCUUCAAAGGUUUUUGAUCCAUCCUUUCAUCUAUGAAUUUUAGAAGCUUGUGCCUUUGGACAUUUAGCAGCAACACAGAAGUAACCCAGUUUAACAAUGUCUUGUGGCAUUCUACUUUUAUACAUUUACAUGUUUUUCAUUUAUUUUAAUCUACUGUAAUCCCCUUCAUGAUGCCUUCAAGAAGAGGCCAUUUGUGUUUUUAACUUU